AUGGUAGAGAAUAGUAAUAAAAGAAAGUCAGAUGAUGACUUUGUUAUGACUAUUGACGAUGAUGAGAAUGAAGAGAUCUAUGAAGACGAUUCAGAUGAUGAACAAAUCAGAGAGGAUGACGAUGUCUUUAUUAGAAAAGAUAGUGAUAAUGAAGAUGACGACGAUAAAGAAGAAGCAUUUAAUUUUGAUGAUAAUGAAGAAGUUCAAUUAGCUUGGAAUUUUGCACCAACUCUAGAAAAGAUGAAAAAACAAACAUUUGAAAAUGGAACUCCUCAAACAUCAUUACAAGAUAAAAUUCAAAAGAGAUUGAAUGCAAAGAAAUUCAAUCAAGAUGAAAAAUCAAAAGAGAAAAAAGAUACAGAAGAAAAUGAUGAAACUGAAAAUACACCUGAAAACGAUAAUCAAGAGGAAGAUGAUGACAAUGAAGAAGAGGAAGAAGAUCAAAUCGAUCAAGUACAGGAUGGAAAGAAAAAUAAAUCAGAUAGUUUAAAGACGAUUGAAUCGAAUAGAAGAAGAAAGCAAGAGGUCGAAGAGGAGUUACCAACAUUCCAAGAAUUACAUCUCUCAAGACCACUCCAAAAAGCAGUACAAAAGUUGGGAUUCACAAUGCCAACACCAAUCCAAGCGAAAACCAUCCCACCUAGCACUCAAUGUGCCACUACAGGUUCCGGUAAGACCGCUGCUUUCUUGCUGCCGAUCCUCGAGAGAUUGCUCUAUCGUGAUGUCGAUAAUCGUGCGAUUCGUGUGCUCGUUCUCCUACCAACCAGAGAGUUGGCACUCCAAUGUCAAUCGGUUCUCGAGAACUUGGCACAAUUCACAAACAUUACAUCUUGCUUGGUUGUUGGUGGUCUCUCCAACAAAGUUCAGGAGGUGGAGCUACGUAAACGACCGGACGUCGUCAUUGCCACACCGGGUCGUUUGAUUGACCAUCUUUUGAAUGCACACGAUGUCGGUCUCGAUGAUUUGGAAAUUUUGGUACUGGACGAAGCCGAUCGUCUUUUGGAUAUGGGUUUCAAAGAUGAACUCGAAAAGAUUGUGGAAUCGUGUCCGGCCAACCGUCAAUCACUGUUAUUCUCUGCGACACUCAGCGAUGAAGUAAAAACACUUGCCAAACUCUCAUUGAAACAACCGAUUCGUGUCGCAGUUGAUGCACUCUAUCAGGUAGCUUCGACACUCGAGCAGGAAUUCGUAAAGAUUCGUCCAACUCAGUUGGGAGAUCGUCCAGCUCUGCUACUUUCAUUGGCUUCCAGAGUGUUCAAUACCGGUGGAACUAUCAUUUUCUUCAAGUCCAAGAAGGAGGUGCAUCGUCUCUGUAUCAUCUUUGGUUUGGCGGGGUUGUCAGCUGCAGAGUUGCACGGUGAUCUCUCACAGGAACAACGUUUCGAAUCACUCCAGCUGUUCCGUGACGGCAAGGUGCAAUUCUUGUUGGCAUCGGAUGUAGCUGCGCGUGGUCUCGACGUUCUCGGUGUCAAGACAGUCAUCAACUACAACAUUCCUCGUAAUUUGGCACAGUAUAUUCAUCGUGUCGGUAGAACUGCUAGAGCUGGAGCACAGGGUCGUGCUUGUUCUUUCGUUACCGAGGGUGACAGAAAGAUCCUGAAAGAUAUUGUCUCGCGUGCCAAGACCAAGGCAAAGUCGAGAACCGUCUCACAGGAGAGUGUAAAGUACUGGCGUAACAAGAUCGAUGAGAUGGCCGACGACAUCAAGUCGAUCAUCAAAGAGGAACUCAAGGAGAUGGACAUUAGAAAAGCAGAGAAAGAGAUUAGAAAGGUCGAGAAACUCAUUUCCACGUCGUCGAGCAAGUCGUCGUCGAUGGAGAAGGAGUGGUUCGCCACCAACUCUGAGAAGGCAAAAGCCAAGGAGGCAUGGAAGAUUCAAGAGGGAAUUAUCGAUCCUGAGGAACUCAAACGUCAGAAACAAGAGGAACUCGAUAAGAAGGCCGGAAAGAAGGCAGAUCGUGAUCCCUAUCUCGGUUUGUCACGUCGUAAGCGUAGAAGCAAGAUGCAUCGUGAGGAGAUUGCCAGAGAGAUGGCUGAAGCCGAGCAAUCCGAUGAUGAGCGCGACGAGGUCAUGUCAAAGAUUGGUGGUAAGCGUUUGGAGGCGAAACGUGCCAAACCAGUCGAUAUGAGAGCGGUAGAGAAGAAGGUCAAGAGCAUACAGAACAGUCAGAAGGCAUCCGGUAAGGAGACAAAGAGAAUCGAAGCACUGAGAAGAGUCGGUAUCUACACAGGACCAACACCACAAGAACAACUUAAACUAGACAAGAAACAAAACAAAAAGAAUGGCGGCAAACCAAAGAAGGCUGUCACCAGAAACGAUUUUGAACAGGAUUUGGAUGAUAUCCAUAGCGGUAGUUCAAGCUUUAAGAAAGGAAAAGUACAACAACAAAAGAAGAAACGGAAAGUAAACUAA
Messenger RNA from Heterostelium album PN500, 2412 nucleotides. It is a transcript of the gene ddx27, whose product is annotated as putative RNA helicase. NCBI's taxonomy places the organism in Eukaryota, Evosea, Eumycetozoa, Acytosteliales, Acytosteliaceae. Gene Ontology annotation, molecular function: ATP binding; nucleic acid binding; RNA helicase activity. Bases 1 to 2412 code for a protein of 803 amino acids. The transcript has 4 exons. The record is from RefSeq and is a predicted model, not a curated record.